CGGUCUCAGGUGCGGUCUCAGCAUACUUUAUAUAAUUGCUGCCUGUUUAUCUUCAUUUAUAUCACGUUGUACUUUGCUAAGUAUUCUAACAGGCGGCCGAGUGUACCAAGCGUACCAGGAAGCAGCUGGACUUAAUAAUGCUGAAGGACCAGAUUUACAGAGAGGCUAUUUUGCAAUGAUGCGGGAUGCACUUAUUGAAUACGCUCCGCAACGUCCAGAGCCUCGCCCCCGCGAGGAUAAUGCUGAACAACAAGACGUACAGAGAGGCUAUUACGAGAUGAUGGCGGAUGCAUUAAGGGAAGUUCCUCAACAGCUUCCAAUGCUCCCCUUCCACGAGUAUGGUCCGCAACCUCCGUAUGACGUACUGCCACCACCAGAGGAGCAGAUUUUUGAAGACUUUUAACACUAUGAGUCAUCUGUCCACUGCGGAGGCGAGGGCGAAUGCCGGGAA
Amorphotheca resinae ATCC 22711 is the source of this 451-nucleotide messenger RNA. RefSeq lists its product as hypothetical. The transcript is spliced from 2 exons. The record is from RefSeq and is a predicted model, not a curated record. Lineage: Eukaryota; Fungi; Ascomycota; Leotiomycetes; Helotiales; Amorphothecaceae. Bases 176 to 403 code for a protein of 75 amino acids.